AUAAAAGAGCAUCCAUUGUUCCAAUUCCGGUGAUAGCAAAAUGCAGCGAGUGAGCAUAAUUCUCCUUUGGAUUACCUCUGUCUGGGCACACCCUUUCAGCAAAUUCGUGCCCAUCAAAGAUUUAGGUCCCCGCAUUAUUAACGGCCAGCCGGCAUCUCUAGGCCAGUUUCCAUGGCAAGUGGCCAUCUAUGUGACAGUACCUGGUGCUACGAACUUGUGUGGUGGUGCCUUAAUUAGUGACACUUGGGUUCUGACAGCUGGACACUGUGUCCAAGAUGCUACCAACUUCCGGCUAGCUUUGGGGUCCAACCAACUCAGUGGUGACGAUUCUAAUAGGGUGGUGCAAUCCACAGAGCAAUUCGUUCAACACGAAGACUACAACCAGUUUACUUUGGAUAACGAUGUAGCUGUGAUUCCGCUACCAUCGCCUGUUAGUUUUAAUGACAACAUUCAACCGAUUGCUUUGGCUGAGAGUGCGCUGGAUGCAGAUACCGUAGUAACAGUCAGCGGCUGGGGACUCACUAGUGAUGGUGGUGAUGGUGCCAGUAAUGAUUUGAACUACGUGGAUCUGGUGACUAUUUCGACUAACGAUUGUAGUGCUGCGUAUGGUUCUAGUAUCGGUGAUGGGGUUAUUUGUGCCCAGGGUGACGGGGCGGAGGUCCACAGUACUUGCGAGGGUGAUAGUGGAGGUCCGUUGGUUAUUGAUGCUGGAUCUAAUCCAGUUCAUGUAGGUAUUGUCAGUUUUGGACACAGUGAUGGGUGCGAGAGUGGUAAACCUGCUGGAUUUGCUAGAACUUACUUUUAUAGAGAUUGGAUUAGAGAUACAACUGGUGUUUAAAUUGUGAAGUACUUGAUUUGUUGCACGAUAAUAAACUAAUUUGAUAGA
Messenger RNA from Zophobas morio, 886 nucleotides. It is a transcript of the gene Ctlp-6e, whose product is annotated as chymotrypsin BI-like. The transcript has 5 exons. Gene Ontology annotation, molecular function: serine-type endopeptidase activity. Bases 41 to 838 code for a protein of 265 amino acids. Gene Ontology annotation, biological process: proteolysis. The record is from RefSeq and is a predicted model, not a curated record. NCBI's taxonomy places the organism in Eukaryota, Metazoa, Arthropoda, Insecta, Coleoptera, Tenebrionidae.